AUGAAAAUCGAAUGUGAAAUGACAAUUGACAAUGUUGAAAAGGAAUCGGGAAAAAGAAACUGUAAAGUUGUGUAUAACGAUCUACUGUCGUCAGCUGGUGAAUUGGGGCGAUAUCAAUGGCUGUUAUUUUUCUCUACAUGUCCGUUUUUCGCAUUCGGUGUAUGUGUUUAUUACUCACAGAUGUUUAUAACGGAAGUAUCUCCUAAUCAUUGGUGCUGGAUACCAGAGCUGGCAAACAUGACUGACAUUCAACGUAGAGAUCUCGGUGUACCUAAAGAUGCAAACGCUAGGUUUGGAUAUUUACACUGUGAGAUGUAUGCAGUUAAUUGGACUGAUGUGCUAGCAACAAAACAAAAGCCUGAUCAAAAUUGGUCUGUUAUACCAUGUAAAUAUGGAUGGGAAUUCAAUAAAUCUGAGAUACCAUAUCCUACUAUAGGAAGUGAUUUUGAAUGGGUUUGCAAAAAAAAAAAUAUCAGGCGACCGCUCAAGCUAUGUUCUUUGUUGGUUCCAUUUUAG
This is a messenger RNA of Arctia plantaginis, 516 nucleotides long. The record is from the annotation of a GenBank genome assembly. NCBI's taxonomy places the organism in Eukaryota, Metazoa, Arthropoda, Insecta, Lepidoptera, Erebidae.